Messenger RNA from Pectinophora gossypiella (pink bollworm), 1741 nucleotides. Its product is annotated as protein lifeguard 4-like. NCBI's taxonomy places the organism in Eukaryota, Metazoa, Arthropoda, Insecta, Lepidoptera, Gelechiidae. Gene Ontology annotation, cellular component: membrane. The transcript is spliced from 5 exons. The coding region runs from base 124 to 864 and encodes 246 amino acids. The record is from RefSeq and is a predicted model, not a curated record. Gene Ontology annotation, biological process: negative regulation of apoptotic process.
UCAAUGUCAGUUGUAGCGAAGGUCGUCGAGUGAAACGUAGCGCAAACGAAAAUUUCUAAACAUUGCUUUUAUUUUCCAUUUUUAUUAAAAAAGCGUUUAAAAUCUGUGCUGAAUACCGUCAAAAUGGCUUCUAUACCAUUAAUGUACGCUCAAGAGGACUGUGAGCUGGGUGGAAAGGAGAAUAUUGAGGAUGAUUUUGCAUACCGCAACAAUGUGAUGAGUGCAGACAAGGAGAUCCGUCUUGGGUUCAUUCGUAAAGUGUAUGGGUUACUGACCAUACAGCUGCUUGCCACGGUUGCUAUAGCCGGAGUGUUCCUACUGUGCAAACCAGUGCAGGGCUUCAUCCAUCGGAAUGAUUGGAUGCUGAUGAUAGCAUUUAUUCUAAGCUUGGUCACACUGUUCGCGCUCAUUGCCAAGCGGCGAGAUUCUCCGGCCAAUCUGUACCUUCUGGCUGGCUUUACAGUAGUGCAAGCCUACACAGUGGGUGUGGUGGUAUCGUUCUACGACACGUUCAUAGUGCUGCAGGCUCUCGGCCUGACCUUCGCAGCAGUGUUCGCUCUCACCGUCUACACACUCAACACCAAGAGAGACUUCUCCUUCGUCGGAUAUGGGCUGGUUGCCGGUCUCACAGUGCUCAUCAUUGGAGGACUUCUCCAAAUCUUCAUCCAAAGCUCGGCUUUCGAAAUCGCCCUGUCCUUCACCGGGGCAGUCCUCUUCGGCCUCUUCCUCAUCUUCGACACCCAGCAGAUGAUGACCACACUAUCCCCCGAGGAGUAUAUCCUGGCUACGAUCAACCUGUACAUGGACAUCAUCAACCUUUUCCUGUACAUACUGCGUAUCCUCAAUGAGUUGAAUAGGAAUUAGAUGCGAAGGGAAUGUCCACAGUGGUGCGUAAAUGUUUCUUCUGUACUUUUAGUAUUAGCCAGUCAGAGAUGGUAAAGAUAUGAGCGUUAGGAGGGGGAGCGAGAUAGAAUUAUAACUCUGUCUCUAUCUCUAAGAUAUUAAACACCUUUCACCAUCCGCGAUUAGCAUCUAGUUUAACGAAGUUGUGAAAGAUUUAAAGUUGGAAAAAAGGCGAAAGUUUUCGUAGAAGAUAUUUAGAAAUUAAUUUGAUACAAGAGGCAGCCAGAUUAUAAGUAAAUGAUGAAUGAGUGUAGGAUAGAUUAAGAACGGCAGCCCAAAGUUGGUAUACGUUGACUGGAACUAAGCCUUUACAUCAGGUAUCAGGUUUCCAUAAAAAGCAUAUAAGUGCGCAAUGUCGACAAUGUCAAAUAGCAAUAUUGCUUUUUUAUAUGAAUUGCUUCAAUGUGGCCUUUUUACCUUUAACCCCCUGGUUUGGAAGAUGGAUGUAUAUCCAACAAAUGUUCACAACUUCUGCAAACUUAACGAAGUAUUGUCCUUCAGUGUACCUACUCUCUUCUUAUGUAUUUUGUUCAGUCAAUAACACUACGCACCGUGUGAUGUGAAUUAUAACCACUGUGGAAUAUUAAAUACUUACAAUUUUAAUUUGGUCUAUCUUAAAAUGCUAAAAGCAUAACUUUGACCACUUAAUUUAUAAAAAAAACAGUAUCAAAUACCAUUCCACCACAUUAAAUAGUUUAAGGUUGUUUUAUAAUAAAAGAGCAAUAAUUUAUUUUAUCACAAUUCUAUUUUGACUGAAAAUUAUUUCUAUUUUGAAGGAAGCUUUAUGGAGCAAAGGAGUUUAUAUGCAAAGGCUGUGAAAGCAAAUAAUGUAAUAUAC